AUCCAGACCAACAAACACACCAUAGGAGCUUUGUGGAUUCAAAGGAUUUGCUUUCCCCUCUCAAAGAGCCGCUAUUCUUUGAUGAUUGGGCAGCGGCAAACUUCAAAGUAAUAAAUCUUAUUUCUGACUGGCUGGCGGCCCACCAAAGUCCUUAUCAAAUUCUAAGAAGUGAUCCCUCACUCUUCAGAUACACCGAGGAUAUAUCGGAGAGAGGAGGCACCGGAGAGCCUGCGCGACGAUCUGUUUUUUUCCACAUUUUUCACUAAAAAAUAUUUGUUGUUGAUAUUAGUUGUUUUCUAUAAACCCUGUGAGGAGGAGGACGUUCAUCAUGGCAGCGGUGGCUGUUCUGCGGAAUGAAACCCUGCACGCUUUUCUCCAGGACCGCACUCCCAACUCGUCUCCAGAGAACUGUAAGCACUCUCCGCUGGCUCUCCUGGCUGCAACUUGUAACCGGAUCGGGCAUCACCCGGGAUCCAACCCUCCAGACUUCCUCCAGGUCCCCUACGACCCCACUCUGGGCUCCCCUUCGCGUUUGUUUCACCCGUGGACUAAUGACGGGGCCCCCCAAAGCAGCCUGGCCACCAACUCCACGUUCGGACUAUCCGCCAAGCCUCAGCUGUCUGCGCACAUCCAGAGCUCCUUCAGCUCCCACCACGAGCUGCCCCUCACCCCUCCGGCGGACCCUUCCUACCCCUAUGACUUCUCCCCCGUCAAGAUGUUACCUUGCUCCAUGCAGUCUACCUGUCCUCCGACCUACGUCCCGGCUGUCAGUUACGCAGCGCCGACCCCCAUUCCGCCCGCCAUGCCGAGCUUCGUGGGCCCCUCCGGACUUGUCCACCAGCAGCAGAGACAGUUGUCCCCGAGCGCAGGGGAGGAGAUCCCGUGGUGGAGCCUCCAGCAGGGAAACCAUCACGUGGGCCACUCAUCCCCUCUGGGUCCCCACCGCUUCCAGCUGCAGAGGAGCUUGGUCCUGGGCCACUCGGACUUCGCGCAGUACCAGACGCAAAUCGCCGCCCUGCUGCACACCAAGUCCCCGCUGGCGACCGCGCGCAGGUGCAGGCGGUGCCGGUGUCCGAACUGCCAGUCGUCCGCCUCCAGCGACGAGCCGGGCAAGAAGAAGCAGCACAUCUGCCACAUCCCGGGCUGCGGGAAGGUGUACGGCAAGACGUCGCACCUGAAGGCGCACCUGAGGUGGCACUCCGGGGAGCGGCCGUUCGUGUGCAACUGGCUGUUCUGCGGCAAAAGUUUCACGCGCUCGGACGAGCUGCAGAGACACCUGAGGACUCACACCGGGGAGAAGCGCUUUGUUUGUCCGGACUGCUGCAAGAGGUUCAUGAGGAGUGACCACUUGGCCAAACACGUCAAAACGCACCAGAACAAAAAGAGCAAGUGCCACGACAAGACGCUGGACCACGUCAAAAGAGAGGACACGAGGAACAUGUAACACCUCCUGCUCUCACCUGAAACUGUACACAUCCAGUUAACAGUUAGUGCAAUACAGUCAUAGUUAAAGUGCGCCAUGAGCUGCAGCUUCCUCUAACCCUCUCCAUCCUGACAGUAGUUUUUGCUGGUCUGUGUAGCACAUUUCUGUGUAAAUAUAAAGUUUAUUAAACGAGUUCAUUUUGGGACCAAGGAAAAGUUCACAAGUUUGGAUUCACUGUCUAUAAUCAUAAGGCAGACAAGUUUUCAGCUUGUGUUUUUSAUCCAUGUCUUCGGUGGAAGAUUUCACUCCCCUAUAAAUGAUAUUUAAUAGCUUUUGUUGAAUGAAAGUGUCUGCUUUUUGCUCCAUAAGGGGGUGUUUUUUUUUYYKKUUUUUUUUUUGUUUAGUUUUUGAUUUUUUUAAGCAUGCUCUUGAAAAGAUCUGCUAUUGUUGACAUGACCCAAAUACUGUGUGAGAAUAAAAGUUCUAACAUUUUUCAGAUCUGAGAGGAAUUCAUUCAGCGUUCCCUCCUCACCUGAUCUGAGCUGCUUUCUUACUUUAAAUAUUAUCUGGAGAAAUGUACACAAGUUCUGUGAAUUGUUGCUGUUUAGAUUUUGCAUCUAGAAAAUCUAGUUUAAUUUUUAGAUCAUUGGGGCAACUCUUAAAAAUAAAAUGUUUUCAGAGGUUAAUUCAGUUUGGAACCUGAGAAAUGGCUAUUUUUUUUAUCUACCGCUGCAGUUUGUUACUAUUCUGGUUAAUCGGAGCUGUUUUGACUGGAUUUGAGCAUUAGUUUUAUACCAAAAGGCGGCAAAAUAUAAGUUGAUGCGGAGUGAACAAUUUCUGUAAUCUUUGGAAAUUAAGUUGCAAAUUCAGCCACCUACAAUGAAAAAAWUUUUAAAAAAUGAGCAAAAACUGAUUCAUUAAAUAUAACUAACUCCAUGCCAGCCACAGAUCUGAGACCCUUAAAUGUUUAUUAUCCAUCCAGAAACCGUUAACAUCAUACUUUAUAUCGUACAAUUAACUUUUACUCCUUUUCAGAGACGACAUGUAAAGAAAUGCAAAUAAUUGUGCAUUUUUUCUGCUUCUAAAGAGCGCAAAUGUUUGUUUCUUUAGUUGUUCGAUUUGUCCUUUGCAGUGACAAAAAAAGUGACAAUCAGUGAAUUUGUCAUUAGCAAAAGAUUUAAUGUGUUUCAUGAUUCAAAGAUUUAAGUUUGAUGCAGGUUUUUAUUUCAGCUUCAGCUGAGGAUUGGAUCUUUUCCAGGGUUGAGGCGUUUCAACCUGCCUCUUGUUUGAUCCAUCCUUCUGAUCACUUCUAAACUGUUUCAUGUUGACUUCCUCCACUCAUUUUCCCACAAGCCUUAUGGAAAUAAAAUUUAACUUCAUCUCAAAGCUCUGUCCCUCCCUGAUACUCAUCAGCAUCGCGGAAGAAGCGAUGAACUGCUGAUCUGAACAGCGAUACGGUGAUUCAUCUGUCCUCUUCAGUCAGUAAGUAAAACCUGCAGUCACUCUGUUGUCAUUUCUGUCUCAUGUGGGUUCAAUGAAACUGUCAGGAUGAGAGGGAGAGGAAGCUGUCAGUCAGGGUUUCUGCCUCAACAGCGCCCCCUUUUGUGCUCUGCAGUGGCUCAUUAGACCAAAAACAUCCUGUCAAAAACACCCUGAAAUCUGAUUAAUUAAAAAAAUAAAAAUAAAAAACAUG
This is a messenger RNA of Austrofundulus limnaeus, 3116 nucleotides long. It is a transcript of the gene sp5a, whose product is annotated as Sp5 transcription factor a. The transcript has 2 exons. Bases 329 to 1444 code for a protein of 371 amino acids. Lineage: Eukaryota; Metazoa; Chordata; Actinopteri; Cyprinodontiformes; Rivulidae. The record is from RefSeq and is a predicted model, not a curated record. Gene Ontology annotation, molecular function: RNA polymerase II cis-regulatory region sequence-specific DNA binding; DNA-binding transcription factor activity, RNA polymerase II-specific. Gene Ontology annotation, biological process: regulation of transcription by RNA polymerase II.